AAACAACUUUUAACAUUUGUCACAAGCAAAAUUUAAAGGGAACUGUAAUGACAAAAGUAACGGCAGAAGGAAGAACUUGCACAAAAGAUGUUUGAGCUGUGGUGGCUGCAACUUACAGCGGAGAAGUCCCAAACAGAGCUCCAGGAGUUGAACCCAUGGCUGCAAUCCUCGCUUUGCUGGGAGUCUUCUCGAUUCCGACUUUGGCAUUGAAGACCUAUGACUUGUCAGGACCUGAAAAUGCUUUUGUCACUGCAACUAUGACUAUUGACAAUAGUAAAAACGUAGCUGAUGUCCAUAUCCGUUCUGGGAUAUACUCCUCUGAUACCAUUUUUGACUACUGGCAUGGUUAUAUUGCAACAAGGAUGUUUUCACGGAAUGCCUGCUUUAUCCUGAAAAUGGAUAAAAAAUCCUUCCCAGAGAUACAGGAAAUUGGGCGCAGGGCUUAUGAGAAACAGACUUUGAAGAAGAUAUUCUCCCCAACUAAUCUGUGGGUACAAUAUACACCUGGCAAUUCAGUAAUCGCAAACAUAAAGGAUUGGUUUAUGUAUGGUAGCGCCAUUGAGCAUCUCUGCAAAGAUCUGCCUAUCUACAAACUUGUAAAAACCGAAGCACCACUAAAUACUCAGCAUUGCGCCGAUGCAGGAAUCCCAAGCAUUUUGGGCAUUAAAAUCUGUCCAAAACUCGUCUAAACCUGGUCCUGACAAUUCCACUGCUUGGAAAUGGUUUGUUUUCCUGUGUGCUUCCUCUACUGCAGCCGUGUUCUUAAACUGGGUCAGAUCUUACUCAUAGACUCAAUCAGCCUAUCCUAAUCUGUG
Nothoprocta perdicaria is the source of this 815-nucleotide messenger RNA. RefSeq names its product gastrokine 2 (gene GKN2). NCBI's taxonomy places the organism in Eukaryota, Metazoa, Chordata, Aves, Tinamiformes, Tinamidae. The record is from RefSeq and is a predicted model, not a curated record. The transcript has 7 exons. Gene Ontology annotation, biological process: regulation of cell population proliferation. The coding region runs from base 156 to 689 and encodes 177 amino acids.